Perca flavescens (yellow perch) is the source of this 6763-nucleotide messenger RNA. RefSeq names its product ArfGAP with RhoGAP domain, ankyrin repeat and PH domain 1 (gene arap1). The record is from RefSeq and is a predicted model, not a curated record. Bases 1 to 4335 code for a protein of 1444 amino acids. The transcript is spliced from 33 exons. Gene Ontology annotation, biological process: regulation of cell shape; positive regulation of GTPase activity; signal transduction. Gene Ontology annotation, molecular function: GTPase activator activity; phosphatidylinositol-3,4,5-trisphosphate binding; protein binding. Lineage: Eukaryota; Metazoa; Chordata; Actinopteri; Perciformes; Percidae. Gene Ontology annotation, cellular component: cytoplasm.
AUGUUUCAGACUGAUUCCUGUUUGACUGUGUGGGACUGGUUAUGUGUUCUUCGCCUGGAGCAGUAUUCCGAGGCAUUUCGGAGUGAAGGGCUGACAACGUUACGACAAUGUCGCAGCCUCACACCAGAUCAGCUGGAGCGGAUGGGCAUCACCCUGCCGGGUCACCAGAGACGCAUCCUGGCUAGCCUGAACAAAACACUUGACACCUCUUUACCCCCUGUCCCUCCACGAAGCACCCCCAAUUGCCCUCCACAGCGCUUCACAUCUCCCCUGAGCCCCUCACCUCCUGCUCGAACCCCUGCCUCCCCCAAACUGGACAGACAUGCGGUUAAAGCCCCAGCUGUAGAUAGCAGAGCUAUAUCCCAGAGUUCCACCCAUAGCCCCACACAUGCACCUCUCCACCCUCCCAACGUCCCCUCUGCCCGAGCUCGGCCUCAGACUUUAACCAUUCAGCUACCUGCCCAACUUUUGGGUAGUGAUGGAGGAAGAGAAAUCUCACCUGUUUCCCCCACUGCUUCCCACAGCGAUGACAUCAAUGCUCCACCUCUCCCUCCAAAAGCAGGGGCGGUACCUAAAGGCCCUCCACCAAUCCCACACCGGUUUCCUGCACAGUCUCCCAUAACAAACAACCCCUCUCCCACCAAGACGGUCGCUGAUGAGAUGCAGAAAGACCAAACUCCACAAGUCGCACCUCGCAUCAGGACACCCCAAACUCUAGAAGACACACAUCCGUCAACGCAACCUGACGCUCAGCUGGCUCUGCCUGCAAGGAGAGUCACCCAACCUCCCUCUGAGUCCAGAUAUGUCCCUGCAAGUGCCCGGCAAGAAAAAAAGGAACGGUCCACUUCUUUGUACAGCGAUGACGAGCAGUUGGAUGAGGAUGAUCCUAGCCCAUGGCAGGACGGGGGCAUCGAAAAUCAGCAAGGAAGUUUCUACCUGCCAAACACUGGCAGACUGGCUCCAGCCCCUAAAGAUGACAGCUCUCAGCUUACCGCUGUCAUCAAGAUGGGCUGGUUGGACAAGAAUCCACCUCAGGGUGCCCUUUAUUAUCAGAGACGAUGGGUAAAGCUGGAUGUGGACUACCUGAGAUACUUUGACAAUGACAAGGAGGUGUAUUCUAAGGGGAUCAUCUCUACUGCCUUCAUCACUAAUGUGACCAGUGCGGGGGAGCUGAAGUUUGAGGUUGUCACAAACAACCGAACAUUUAUCUUCAGGGCUGAAAGUGAAGGCGAGAGAAACGACUGGGUGACUGUACUGAAGGACUGCAGCAGGGGGCGCCAUUGGCGCAGCACCAUGAACCCCAGCUCACCGUUAACUCCGGAUUAUCAGGGCUAUCUGGAGCUCAGAGGCUUACGCUCCAAACUUUAUACUGUUGUCGCCACAGAUAAAGUCUUCCUCUACAAAACCAUGGAGGACUAUCGUAUAGGAGUGGGUAUCACAUCCAUUGAGAUGAAUGUAGGAAAUGUUAAAGACACAGAUCGCCGUGGCUUUGAUCUCACCACACCUUACCGCAUAUUCAGUUUUAUCGCAGAGUCAGAGCAACUGCGAGAGCAGUGGGUGGACGCCAUGCGGGCUGCGAUAGAUGAGGCGCUGUCAAAUAGCGAGGUGGCAGAGCGGAUCUGGGCUGAGCCUAGCAACAGCCUAUGUGCUGACUGUGAGGCUCCCAAGCCGGAAUGGGCUGCCAUCAACUUGUGUGUGGUGGUCUGCAAACGAUGCGCAGGAGAGCACAGAGGACUGGGUCCAAGCAUCUCAAAGGUUCGCAGUCUGAAGAUGGACAAGAACAUCUGGACAGAGGAGCUCAUACAGGUGUUCCUGUUGCUGGGCAACGAGCGGGUAAACAGUUUUUGGGCAGCUAACGUCCCACCAAGUGAAGCUUUGACAUCCUCUAGCUGCAGCGAAGAGCGACGGCGCUUCAUCGCCAACAAAUACCGCCAGGGCAAAUACAGGAAGUACCACCCUCUGUACGGAAACCAAAGAGAGCUCAACAAUGCUCUUUGUAUAAAUGUGCAGUGCAGUGAUGUGCUGGAGACGUUAAGCCUGAUUUUCUGCGGUGCAGAUGUAAAUUGUCCAACUGGUAUAGCAAGUUGGCCUUCUGCUCUCUCCCUGGCCAACGCACAUUCCCAACCUUUACAGGCUGAGUUAAUUCGCCAUAAUCUCAACACAGAGCUACCACGAUCAGAGGUGGGCGGAGGCAUGGAGGCGGUACAUUACUCACCACCACCUUGUGUGUCUUACAAUGGCUUCCUGUUCAAGACUGCAUCCAUGGCUCGGGCCAUCACAGAGCGCAAGGCCAGAGAGGAGUUCAGUCGGCGCUGGUGCACGCUGAAUGAUGGCGCCUUCAGCUACUAUGAGAGUGACAAGAACUCAAACCCUAACGGAUCUCUGAAGGCUUCGGAGAUAGUCUGUUUGGCUGUCGACGCGCCUGAGAAACACGGGUAUGACAGCACCUUUGAACUCUACUCAGAGUCAGAGCGUCUUUAUCUGUUUGGCACUGAUGACCCAGACAGCCACAAGGAAUGGGUCAAGUCUAUUGCCAAGAGCUUUAUCCCAGCCACUGCAGAGCCACUACUGAGGUUGGCUUUUGAGCGGAUUGGGCGGCUGAAAUGUAAAGACGGCUUGAACCUGCAAACAUCCAAGGUUGGUUGGUUUGCUCUGGUGGGCUCCACACUUCACGUCUACCUGGAGGACAGCCAGGGAGAGGAAAUCCACCUCCGCAAACUAAAUGAACUCUCGAUCCAACAAGACAAUGAGGUGCUGGUUCUGGUGGAGAGGGGCAGAACUCUGUACAUAGAAGGAGAGAGGAAGUUGGAUUUUGCCGGCUGGUGUGGGGCCAUCCAGGCGGCAGCAGGGAGUGGAGGUGACACACUGAGCCAGCAGCAGCUGACAGAGACAGACAUACCUGUCAUAGUACACAGCUGCAUUGGCUACAUCACACAGUGCGGCUUGACCUCUGAGGGGAUAUAUCGUAAGAGCGGUGUGAACUCCCGUGUGGCAGCGUUGUGUGAGAGAUUUCGCCGUGAUGCUCGCAGUCUUUGUCUGAGGGAAGGAGAGCACCAGGUGGACGACGUCUCCAACACACUCAAACGCUUCUUCAGGGAGUUAGAAAUGGGACUGUUCACGGCAGAAGAUUCCUGCACCUGGCUCAGUACUGCUGCCAUUCAGGAAGAAAGCAAGAAAAUCUCCCAGUACCAGCUGUUGUUCAACAGACUGCCUCGUGUAAACAAAGCUACACUACAAGCCCUAAUCAACCACCUCUAUUGCGUGCAGCGUUUUUCUGAGCUGAACCAGAUGAACCUCCAUAACCUGGCUAUAGUGUUCGGUCCCACGCUCUUCCAGACCGACGGGAAGGACUUCUCUGCUGGCCGCGUGAUAGAGGACCUCAUACAGCACUACACACUCAUCUUUGAGGUGGAUGAGCAGCAGCUAAACAAGCAGCUGGAAGAGAUCACGGUUAUCAUCAAAGUGCGAGAGACACUCAACACAAAGUUUCCUAGUACUGAACCUGGGGGGCACUUCAUCUGUACAGUGUACCUGGAGGAAAAGAAGGAAACAGCAGAGCAACAUGUCAAGAUCCCUGGUUCUAUGACAGCAGCAGAGCUGACCUGUGAGGUCCUGGACCGCCGUAACAUCCUGGCUAAAGACAGAGAGUUCUGGAGCUGCUGGGAGGUCAGCGACAAGGAAGAAAUGGAGCGUCCACUGCACUAUCAGGAGCGAGUCUUACCCAUCCUUCACUCCUUUGGCACCGACUCCCAUCUGCUCAUCAAGAAACACCCUGCUAUGGAGAUGAUGACUGUCUACCUGGCCAGUAAAGUGGAUGCAUCCAAACACGGAAUAAUGAAAUUCAGAGAAGAGCGAAGCAUCUUGGGAUUGGGACUGUCAUCUGGAAGUUUCCACGACCGAUAUUUCAUCCUCAAUUCCAGCUCUCUCAGAAUGUACAAGGAAGUCAGAAGUAACCGUCCAGAACGUGAUUGGGCAGUGAAAAACCUAAAGGUCUACCUGGGUAUUAAGAAGAAAUUCCGUCCUCCUACGUGUUGGGGAUUGACAGUUGUGCAUGAGAGUAAGAAACAAGAGAAGCCAGAGAGACAGCAGUGGUAUCUCUGCUGUGACAUCCAGUCAGAAAUGAGGGAGUGGUAUGCUACUUUUCUCAGUAUCCAGUAUGAUGGCAACGUGUGGCCUCAGGACGGACUCCAGCAGACACGAGUAAGCCGCAUGUUGCCGGAUACGCGUCAUGGUAAUGUGUCACUGAUACCGCUGCGUGGCAGUGAGAAUGAGAUGCGGAACAGCGUGGCAGCUUUCAGUCAAGACACGCUUGCUCUCUUUAGAGAUGUUCGAUAAUAAUCACUGCAAGCAAGGGCUGACACCUCAGAUGACCUCUAAACAUUCCAGUGACAUCAUCAUUCCGUGACAGGAAAGGCCAGGAUGGUGGACACUCGUACUGUAUGUGGAUUAUGGCCUUCAACUGCCAUCUGCUCCUUUUUUUUAAAAUGACCUGGACCAAAAUAUAAACCGACAAACAGGAUUACAUGUCAAAUAUAACCUACACUGGUCUCCCUGCCCAAAACAAUUUUACUUGACUUGAUGUACAAUAGAAUCAGCUGGGAGCGGUGGCAUUUCAAAUCAAAGAGUGACAGUUUGAUGGACUACAAUCACUCGUCUGCGCCCAACGUUCUACUAUUUCCAUUGAUCAGUGGCAUGUGACUCAAUGGCUGCAUUGCUUUAUGGGUCGUAAGCAUGAAAGACAUGCUGAGAGAAGUCUUUUAUUUCUUUAAUGUGUUUCAGAAAAGACUUAGUCGGGUUAUUCUAGGCACUAGCAUUGUGUGCUUAACAAUUAAAUAGAAAAUUGAAGUUUAUUGACUUGGCUGAAUCUGAUUUAUAAUUCUGUGAUGUUUUCAACUCUCUUUCUGUACUAUUGAUCAAAGAAUUGUGGGGAAAAGCCUGUGGUUAAAAAUACAAUAAUUGCUAUUGUAAGCAAAGCUGAUGUCAUAGGAGACGGUGACCUGAUUCUGACCUGAGAGUUUGUUCCACAAGGGCCAAGACCGGGACUAAGAGGAAAAGCUAAGAAAUGACAGGUGAUGGAUCCAUGUCUGUUAACUCUGCAGGACAUUUGCCUGCACUCCUUGGUCAGAGUUGCAUAUAUGCACAAGUGUGCAUACAGUAUGUGUGAAUAUGUGUACAGUAAGUGUGUUUGUGAGUGGGCAAGUUUUAACAUAAGACAUUGUGUCUUUUGGGAAAUGAAGGAACGAGAGGUAUGAGCUGAAGUCACAGUUUGGCUUUUGCCAAACACUGUUGGAAAAUGCAGUUAAAUAAGAGAAGCACUUCAUUCACUAUUUUCCCUUGUUCUGAAUCCCAUUAUAAACCAUAUUCAAAACAAUGUGUUUUGCCCUGGCCAGAUCAGUAGUCUAAUCUUUUCUCGCUGUGCGCUCUUUUUCUGUCCCCAGCACUGUCUCCUCUCUGUAGGUCCUUUUCAGAACCCUGUGUUGCUUAGGUAAACAUUAUAUGUACAUACAUGGGCAGUUGUGUCCUUAACCAGCAGUAUUUAUGAAUUUUUAGAUUAUGAAUUAGUCACAUUGGAAUAAACACGUCUUCUUUUUUUGUUUGUUUUGCACAAAUUAGAAUUGUUGUAACAGUGCAUCAUUAUAAUUUGUUCAUGAAAACAGGUUGCAGAAGUUCCACUGAAACACCUGUAAGCACAAGAAACAAAUGAAAGUGCAUUAUAAUCUUCUUAAUUAUUUUUUUUCCACUUGGGUCCAAAUCUGUAUAUAUUUUGUCAAAAGGGGAGCCAUAAAACAAUCUGUAUUAACUGUAUUAACCUGUCAACAGUUGCCUUAGCAAGGGCAUUGAACUGCCCAGCAUCAGUGUUGCCUGUAGGUUUUCUUGGUUGUAAAGAUUUCUUAUUUAUUUGGACAGUAGAGGACGCUAGAUGCUGUGCUGUAGAGAGCUCCACCUCUGCUGGUGAGACAUCAUGAUGUUAAGCUAAAUGUUUGUUUUUUAACACCUUUUUAAGGUGUGUGUGCGUGUCUUCCCUCUAGCACAGACCUCAGCAAGAGUUGAGAAAAGACUCCAUUCUGUGUAGUAACAUAAAUCCAUAAUAGAAAGUAUUCUUCCCCUCCAUGUACUUCAUAUUUGAUUGUUUUUAACAUUGAAUCACGGAAUGCACCAUACGUACUGUUUUGACACUGAUCAUUAGAGAAUUGGGUACAAAUAUUAAUCACAAAAUAAUUGUUUGCAUAGGUUUUCAGUCCUAUCAAAUCAAUUUCAGUUUCACACCAGGCCUAACUCUGGAGAUGGUGAUGUGUGAUAUUAAGCUUAGGACAAUCAUAGCGUUAAUUAUAUAACUAAAACUAACUAGCUAACUAAACCUCAUCAGAUAGUAUAAUCUUACUCCACUUUGUCUCCUGUGUACCUUCUGGCAGACAUUUUGAAGUUUGUGCCAUUUUUACAUAGUCAGCUGUUCUAGGCAGAUUUCCAAUUGUGUCAUUUUUUUAAAAAAAAUGUCAAGAUGGAUCUUGCUGCACUUUCAGGGUAAUUUAGACCUGACCCUGUUUUAGAAGUUUGUAGAGAUAUUUUGUUUACAGUGAUCACUGUCCAAACCAUCGUAGCACAUCAGUGAUUCAAUGUAGUAAAACUAAAAAGUAUAGAAGUCCAACGGUGUGGGGAAUACUUUUUAUAAGCAGUUUGUUCUAUCUCUGCCUCUUUACUUAUUCUGUUACUUUCCAUUUUACUAAUUUUGCAUCUCUGAAACUCUAAUAAACACAUUCAGCUA